Molecule: messenger RNA, 828 nt
Organism: Trypanosoma rangeli
Lineage: Eukaryota; Euglenozoa; Kinetoplastea; Trypanosomatida; Trypanosomatidae
Exons: 1
Coding region: 1-828 (275 amino acids)
Source: RefSeq, a predicted model, not a curated record
AUGCCGGAAAAUGAGAAAGAGAGCGGGAUCCUAUCGCCCCCCGCUUUGGUUCACUCGCACGAUUUCUACAGGACCAUGCUGUACCAUCACUGGAGACGUCUUUGCGGGUUCUACCAGCACUAUAACCCUCGCGCCAUGCCCAACUGCCACAAAUGGCUGCGGCAAUGCUCAGGACAUGAGGACGUGCUUUUCGAGGAGCUGAGGCAGAUUUACGGCCCUGAGCCGGCGCACCUCAGUACACUGGAAAAAGCCAGGACGCGUGGGGCGCCCGAUGGCUCGUUUGAGAGUACGGCUGAGGAGGGCAUUCUGUUCCAAGCUUUCUUUGAUGCCAACACCCGCGCAAAGAAGAGUGAGGUGCAUCGUGCUGAGUUGGAAAAGGAGGUGGUAGCCUUCUUGGCGGAGAAGGGCGUCUGCUCCAACGGUGUUUCUGCCCACCUUGUGGACAGCUGCGACGGGGACAGGGAGGUGCUGUUUCGCGCGCUAGAAGGUGUGCUGGGCCGUCAGCGGACACCGUCGUUGCGUGCCGUUCCCCCACUGUCUGUUGAUCUGCUUUCGAGUAGAAGCCACACCGGCGCUGACUGGAGGAAGGCGCCCGGGUUUAUCAGGCAUCGCCUACGGCUUGCAGAUGCUGCAUUCCCUGCAGCUUCAAAUUUUUUGGAGUUGUCGGAGCAGACUUCCCUCGACGCACAUCCCGUGCGGCCCACUGCUGCAGCUCCUGCCUUUGCCACUGUUCGCGUGCCCAGCGGGAGCGUUCAUGGUGGGGCGGUGGGGCAAACAACGCGCCGUUUCUUUGGUGACAGCAACAACACCACUCACGCACGUGGCUGA